Molecule: messenger RNA, 2214 nt
Organism: Synchiropus splendidus (mandarinfish)
Lineage: Eukaryota; Metazoa; Chordata; Actinopteri; Syngnathiformes; Callionymidae
Gene: rrm2b
Product: ribonucleotide reductase M2 b
Exons: 9
Coding region: 87-1166 (359 amino acids)
Biological process (GO): deoxyribonucleotide biosynthetic process
Cellular component (GO): cytosol
Molecular function (GO): ribonucleoside-diphosphate reductase activity, thioredoxin disulfide as acceptor
Source: RefSeq, a predicted model, not a curated record
UUCCCUCCGUCGCUAUAAAUGAGCGGCGCGGCACAAGAUGUUUCACAGGCAGUUUCUCCCUCGCGAAUGACGUCCCCGCCUGAAAGAUGAAUUCUCAGCAGAUCCGGGUUCUGAAUUUCAGCCUGCAGACCGACAUUCAGAACGAUUUGAAUGGCUUCAAGGAAAAGCAUGGUGUCAUCUCAAAUGGUUCAGAGACAGAAGAUGAACCGCUGCUCAGAGAAAACCCCAAGCGCUUUGUGGUCUUUCCCAUCCAGUACCCCGACAUCUGGAAGAUGUACAAGCAGGCUCAGGCCUCCUUCUGGACUGUAGAGGAGGUGGAUCUGUCCAGAGACCUGGUCGACUGGCACCACCUGAAACCUGAUGAGAGGCACUUCAUCUCUCAUGUGCUGGCCUUCUUCGCUGCCAGUGACGGCAUUGUCAACGAAAACCUGGUCCAGCGGUUCUGUCAGGAGGUCCAGAUUCCAGAAGCCCGCUCCUUCUACAGCUUCCAGAUCUUGAUUGAGACGGUUCACUCUGAGAUGUACAGCACGCUGAUCGACACCUACAUCAGGGAUCUUGAAGAGAGGGAACAUUUAUUCAAUGCUAUUCAAACGAUGCCUUGUGUGAAGCGGAAAGCAGACUGGGCCCUUCAGUGGAUCAACGACAACCAGUCCACGUUUGGGGAGAGAAUUGUAGCCUUUGCAGCAGUGGAGGGAAUCUUCUUCUCUGGCUCAUUUGCAGCCAUUUACUGGCUGAAGAAACGAGGGCUGAUGCCCGGACUCACCUUCUCCAACGAGUUGAUCAGCAGGGACGAGGGACUGCACUGCAACUUUGCGUGUCUGCUGUACAGCCACCUGGUGAAGAAGCCAUCCACCGACAGAGUGAAGGACAUCAUCACCAAAGCUGUCAGCAUUGAACAGGAGUUUUUGACUGAGGCUCUGCCAGUGAAGCUCAUCGGGAUGAACUGUGAUCUGAUGAAGCAGUACAUCGAGUUUGUGGCUGACCGACUCCUCAACGAUCUGGGACUCGAUAAGAUUUACCAAGUUGGGAAUCCGUUCGACUUCAUGGAAUCCAUCUCUCUGGAGGGCAAGGCCAAUUUCUUCGAGAAGCGUGUUGCUGAGUACCAAAAAUUUGGAGUCAUGUCGAGCACAAGCGGAAGCGAAUUCACUCUGGACGCUGACUUCUGAAAUGAGCGCUCAUUUGACCUGUUUGUGCAAUUGCUACUCCCGCGUCUGCCUUACAAACAUGUUUCAUAAGCCUGAGGUUUUCAACUUCAACACAUGGCUUUGUGUUGAAAAAACACUCUUCCAACAUUCGCCUCCCACAUAUAAGGAAGGGUUUUGUCUCAAUAAUGUACUGUUUCAUUCUCAUUAUGUAGGACAAGGCACAUCACGUAUUUUAACUUAACUGUCAUUUUACAUGACAUUAUUUCAAUUUGAAGUAUCUGAUUGUUUGCUGCUGUUUUGUGGAUUCUGAGCUACUGCAUGUGUCCAGCUAUUAAAUAUGAUCCUGAUCAGAAGUCCGUUUGUUUAGUGAUUGAAUUGAAUGUUUUUAAUGUUAAAAGCAGCGUUGGCUGGUUUAACUUCCUUCAGCAGUAUGUUCCUCUCUAGUCUGGGUGUGACCAGACAAACAUCCUGAUCAUCUAGUUUAUUACAGCUAACCUUGUACACCCAAAAUGAGAAUCACGUUCAGAUCCUCUGGCGUAAACUGACCCUUGUCACAGUCCAGGAUGAAGCUUGGAAAAGUUUUUUUUUUUUUUUUCUUGUCAAAAUAUUUAUUAAAACCUGAGUGAAAAUGUUGCCUUCUGCUUUAGCUUUUAUUUCAGAUACUGAUUUCAGUUCCUGGCCUUAUUUAGCACCAUAUUAAGAAAUGCCUGGUUAUGCCAAACAGGGACAAGAGAACAGGCAAAAACCGAGCGUGAGUUGUGAAUGUCAGUGUUGUUGUACAGCACUGCGCUUCCAACAGACGUUUGGUGUCGAGCUACUGCCUAUUUGCAGUGAAGGAAACUUUGGUGGAAAAACCUUUUCAGGUAUCAUUGAACAUAUCAUAAUAAAUGAAAGAGUAACAGCCUGCUGCUGACUACACUGAACUCAUCUGGUUGUUUGUUUGAAUGCUCUAUUUUACAUCAUAAAAUCUACACUGUCUUAACUCUGCUGUUAUCGAUGCUUGUGACUACUGAUGUAUUUUCUGUUAUGGUAAUGGGGAAUAAAAGUUUGCUGUGAAGGGCGGCUCCUU